Arabidopsis lyrata subsp. lyrata is the source of this 935-nucleotide messenger RNA. RefSeq names its product RNA polymerase II C-terminal domain phosphatase-like 4. NCBI's taxonomy places the organism in Eukaryota, Viridiplantae, Streptophyta, Magnoliopsida, Brassicales, Brassicaceae. The record is from RefSeq and is a predicted model, not a curated record. Gene Ontology annotation, cellular component: nucleus. Gene Ontology annotation, molecular function: RNA polymerase II CTD heptapeptide repeat phosphatase activity. The transcript has a single exon. The coding region runs from base 1 to 600 and encodes 199 amino acids.
AUGACUCGUUCAUCAUCUUCUUCUAGUAGUAAUUGUAGUCAUUUGUUCGUUCGUCACGGAAUCUGCUUCACCUGUAAAACGAAGGUCAGCUACGUCGAAGGUCGAGCAUUCGAUUAUCUUUUCUCCGGUUUACGCCUAAGCCACGAAGCUGUAUCCUUUACAAAGCAACUCACAACCCUAGUCUCAGUCUACGGACACAAGAAGCUUCACUUAUUAGUCCUUGACUUGGACCACACGCUAAUCCACUCCAUGAAGACUUUAAAUCUUUCCAACGCAGAGAAGUAUCUAAUCAAAGAAGAGAAAUCAGGUUCAAGGAAAGAUCUGCGAAAAUAUAACGAUAGAUUAGUUAAGUUUCGACCUUUUGUUGAAGAGUUCCUUAAAGAAGCCAACAAGCUUUUUACAAUGACUGCUUACACAAGGGGAGGUUCGACUUACGCUAAAGCUGUUGUGAGGAUGCUUGAUCCAAACAAAAUCUAUUUCGGGGAUCGAAUAAUAACCAGAAAAGAGAGUCCUGACUUAAAAACACUUGAUCUUGUCUUAGCUGAUGAGCGUGGAAUCGUGAUUGUGGAUAAUAAUAUCAUAAUUUUUAACAAGAACUGACUUUCAACUUACACUACCCAAUAUCCUUAAUCAAAAGUUCUUUAAAAAAAAACAUCCCAUUUCCUUGAGCGAAACUUGUUGGAGAUCACAAGCUACUUCUAUUUCAAAAACGAUCACAGAAACAUCAUGAGGUCAAGACUAUCGUACGCAGAGAGGAAGACUGACGAGAGUAGAACCAAAAGAGCAUUGGUGAAACUUCUCAAAUUCCUCAAGGAAGUUCAUAAUGGAUUCUUUACCUGUGGACUUGAAGAACAGUUGGAUAUCAAGGACGUUAGGUACUUGAUAAAGGGUCCCCUUAAACCACAUGGAUGUUAAAUCUUGGAAUUUGUUUUCCA